GCGAGUGUUUGUGUUGGAAAAUCCAACUGCGCCACGGGGCGGAGCGGCCCCCCCAGCCCCGGCCUGGGAGAGGGGGGGCCCGCUCGACCCUCUAGAGAACUUGGGGACCCUAAACACGUGGGACCCCCCAGAACCAGGUUCCCCCCAUGCACCAUGCCAGCCCCAUAGCACUACCCACUCCACUGUGGUCUGCUGCACCCCACUGCUGGGGCACUGUUCUAAUGAGACAGAGCAUACCAAACUCCAUCUGCCAGGCUGUUACUGAGGCGGAGACACGGGUGAUGAUUGGCUUUCCGGGGAGAGAGGAAGUCCUGUGAUUGGCCAGAUCUCUGAAGCUCGCCGACGCUUAGAGGACGCUCCCACCAAGGCCGGAAUUGGCUGUGAAAGUCUAGGGGCUGCCAUCUGGGAACAGUGGGCACUCUUGUCAGCGGCUGGAGCCCGACCAUCCUCCCAGCUUCCCAGAGAGCUGGGGCAGGGGGCCGUGCCCGAUCUCCAGGGCUCCUGGGGCCACUGCUGACCUGGCUGGAUGCAUCGGGCAGUGGACCCUCCAGGGGCCCGCACUGCACGGGAAGCCUUUGCCCUUGGGGGCCUGAGCUGUGCUGGGGCCUGGAGCUCCUGCCCGCCCCAUCCCCCUCCUCGAGGCGCAUGGCUGCCUGGAGGCAGAUGCUCAGCCAGCAUCGGGCAGCCCCCACUCCCUGCUCCCCUACCCACUUCACACGGCAGUAGCUCUGGACAUCCCAACAAACCAUAUUAUGCUCCAGGGACACCCGCCCCAAGACCCCUCCAUGGAAAGCUGGAAUCCUUGCAUGGCUGUGUGCAGGCAUUGCUCCGGGAGCCAGCCCAGCCAGGGCUGUGGGAUCAACUUGGGCAGCUGUAUGAGUCAGAACAUGAUAAUGAGGAGGCCAUACGCUGUUACCACAGCUCCCUUCGAUAUGGAGGAAACUUUUCUGAGCUGGGACCCCGCAUUGGCCGACUGCAGCAGGCUCAGCUCUGGAACUUUCAUACUGGCUCCUGCCAGCACAGAGCCAAGAUCCUUCCUCCUCUGGAGCAAGUGUGGAACUUGCUGCACCUUGAGCACAAGCGGAACUAUGGAGCUAAGCGAGGGGGUCCCCCUGUGAAGCGAGCUGCUGAACCCCCAGUGGUGCAGCCUGUUCCUCCUGCAGCACUUUCAGGUCCCUCAGGGGAGGAGGGCCUUAGCCCUGGAGGCAAACGCAGGAGAGGCUGCAGUUCUGAACAGACUGGCCUUCCCCCAGGGCUGCCACUGCCUCCACCACCAUUACCACCACCACCACCACCACCACCACCACCACCCCUGUCUGGCCUGGCUACAAGCUCCCCAUUUCAGCUGGCCAAGCCAGGGCUAUGGAGUACCCUGCACGGAGAUGCCUGGGGCCCUGAGCGCAAGGGUUCAGCACCUACAGAGCGCCAGGAGCAGCGGCACUCGCUGCCUCACCCAUAUCCAUACCCAGCUCCAGCCUACACUGCGCACCCCCCCAGUCACCGGCUGGUCCCAGCCACACCCCCAGGCCCCAGCCCCCGCCCCCCAGGAGCAGAGAGCCAUGGCUGCCUGCCUGCCACCCGUCCCCCCGGAAGUGACCUUAGAGAGAGCAGAGUUCAGAGGUCGCGGAUGGACUCCAGCGUUUCACCAGCAGCAACUACCGCCUGCGUGCCUUACGCCCCUUCCCGGCCCCCUGGCCUCCCCAGUACCACCAGCAGCAGCAGUAGCAGCAGCAGCAACACCGGUCUCCGGGGUGUGGAGCCCAACCCAGGCAUUCCUGGCGCUGACCAUUACCAAACUCCUGCGCUGGAGGUCUCCCCUCACCAGGGUCGCCUAGGGUCCUCGGCACACAACAGUCGAAAACCGUUCUUGGCGGCUCCUGCUGCUGCUCCCCACCUGUCCCUGCCACCUGGACCCCCCUCUUCCCCUCCACCCCCCUGUCCCCGCCUCUUACGCCCCACCCCACCCCCUGCCUGGCUGAAGGGCCAGGCUUGCCGGGCAACCCGAGAGGAUGGAGAGAUCUUAGAAGAGCUCUUCUUUGGGGCUGAGGGGCCCCCUCGCCCUCCCCACCUUCCCCACCGCGAGGGCUUUUUGGGGCCUCCAGCCCCCCGCUUUUCUGUGGGCACUCAGGAUUCACACACCCCUACCACUCCCUCAACCACCAGCAGUAGCAGCAGCAGCAACAAUGGCAGCCACAGCAGCAGCAGCCCUACUGGGCCUGUGCCCUUUCCCCCACCUCCUUAUCUGGCCAGAAGUAUGGACUCCCUUCCCCGGCCACCCAGCCCAACACUGAGUCCCCAGGACCCACCUCUUGCACCCCUGACUCUUGCCCUGCCUCCAGCUCCUCCCUCAUCCUGCCACCAAAAUACCUCAGGAAGCUUCAGGCGCCCGGAGAGCCCCCGGCCCAGGGUCUCCUUCCCAAAGACCCCCGAGGUGGGGCCAGGGCCACCCCCAGGCCCCCUGAGUAAAGCCCCCCAGCCUGUGACGCCUGGGGUUGGGGAGCUGCCUGCAAGAGGCCCACGACUCUUUGAUUUUCCCCCAACCCCACUGGAGGACCAAUUUGAGGAGCCGGCUGAGUUCAAGAUUCUACCGGAUGGGCUGGCUAACAUCAUGAAGAUGCUGGAUGAAUCAAUUAGAAAGGAGGAGGAACAGCAGCAGCAGGAGGCAGGCGUGGUCCCUCCACCCCCGCUGAAGGAACCCUUUGCAUCUCUGCAGCCUCCAUUCCCCAGCGACACAGUCCCAACCACCACUGCUGCCACAGCUUCUGCCACCACCACUACCACCACCACCACCACCACCACCACCACCACCCAGGAAGAGGAGAAGCCACCACCAGCCCUGCCACCACCACCACCUCUAGCCAAGUUCCCUCCGCCUCCCCAGCCACAACCACAACAGCCCCCGCUGCCCCCACCAGCCAAUCCAGCCAGCUUGCUCAAAUCCUUGGCUUCUGUGCUGGAGGGACAAAAGUACUGUUAUCGGGGGACUGGAACAGCUGUUUCCACCCGAACUGGGCCCUUGCCCACCACUCAGUAUUCCCCUGGUCCCCCAUCAGGUGCUACCGCCCCACCACCCACCUCAGUGGUCCCUAGCGCCCAGGGCUCCCCACAGCCCUCUGCUUCCUCGUCAUCUCAGUUCUCUACCUCAGGCGGGCCCUGGGCCCGGGAGCGCAGGGCUGGUGAAGAGCCAGCUCCAGGCCCGGUGACCCCUGCCCAGCCACCCCCACCCUUGCCACUGCCCCCUGCUCGCUCUGAGUCUGAGGUGCUAGAAGAGAUCAGUCGGGCUUGUGAGACCCUUGUGGAGCGGGUGGGCCGGAGUGCCAUCAACCCAGUGGACACUGCAGACCCAGUGGACAGUGGAACUGAGCGACUGAUGCCUUCUGCACAGACCAAGGAGGAAAGUGGUGGGGUGGUGGCUGUGGUAGCAACGGGACCAGGUAGUGGCAAGCGGCGGCAGAAGGAACAUCAGAAGGAGCACCAGAAGGAGCAUCGUAGGCACAGGAGGGCCUGUAAGGACAGUGUGGGUCGGCGGCCCCGUGAGGGGAGGGCCAAGGCCAAGACCAAGACCCCCAAAGAAAAGAGCCGCCGGGUGCUAGGGAACCUGGACCUACAGAGCAAGGAGAUCCAGGGUCGGGAGAAGGCCCGACCUGAUCUUGGUGGGGCAUCCAAGGCCAAGCCACCCACAGCUCCUGCCCCUCCACCAACUCCUGCUCCCUCUGCCCAGCCCACACCCCCAUCAGCCUCUGUCCCUGGGAAGAAGGCUCGAGAGGAAACUCCAGGGCCCCCAGGUGUCAGUCGUGCUGACAUGCUAAAGCUGCGCUCACUUAGUGAGGGGCCCCCCAAGGAGCUGAAGAUCAGGCUCAUCAAGGUAGAGAGUGGUGACAAGGAGACCUUCAUAGCCUCUGAGGUAGAAGAGCGGCGAUUGCGCAUGGCAGACCUCACCAUUAGCCACUGUGCUGCUGAUGUUGUGCGUGCCAGCAAGAAUGCCAAGGUAAAAGGGAAAUUUCGAGAGUCCUACCUUUCCCCUGCCCAGUCUGUGAAACCGAAGAUCAACACUGAGGAGAAACUGCCCCGGGAAAAACUCAACCCUCCUACACCCAGCAUCUAUCUGGAGAGCAAACGGGAUGCCUUCUCACCAGUGCUGCUGCAGUUUUGUACAGAUCCUCGAAAUCCCAUCACAGUGAUCCGAGGCCUGGCAGGCUCCCUGCGGCUCAACUUGGGCCUCUUCUCCACCAAGACGCUGGUGGAGGCGAGUGGUGAGCACACCGUCGAGGUGCGCACACAGGUACAGCAGCCCUCAGAUGAGAACUGGGACCUGACUGGCACACGACAGAUCUGGCCCUGUGAGAGCUCUCGUUCCCACACCACCAUUGCCAAGUAUGCACAGUACCAGGCCUCCUCCUUCCAGGAGUCGUUACAGGAGGAGAAGGAGAGUGAGGAUGAGGAGUCCGAGGAGCCAGACAGCACCACAGGAACUCCUCCUAGCAGCAGUGCACCAGACCCGAAGAACCAUCACAUCAUCAAAUUUGGCACCAAUAUCGACCUCUCUGAUGCCAAGCGGUGGAAGCCCCAGCUGCAGGAGCUGCUGAAGCUGCCGGCUUUCAUGCGGGUAACAUCCACAGGCAACAUGCUCAGCCACGUGGGCCACACCAUCUUGGGCAUGAAUACCGUACAGCUGUACAUGAAAGUUCCUGGCAGCCGAACACCAGGCCACCAAGAGAACAACAAUUUCUGCUCCGUCAACAUUAACAUUGGCCCAGGUGAUUGCGAAUGGUUUGCAGUGCACGAGCACUACUGGGAGACCAUCAGCGCCUUCUGUGACCGGCACGGCGUGGACUACUUGACGGGUUCCUGGUGGCCAAUUCUGGAUGACCUCUAUGCUUCCAAUAUCCCUGUGUACCGCUUUGUGCAGCGCCCUGGAGACCUUGUGUGGAUUAAUGCGGGAACUGUGCACUGGGUGCAGGCCACUGGCUGGUGCAACAACAUUGCCUGGAAUGUGGGGCCCCUCACCGCCUAUCAGUACCAGCUGGCCCUGGAACGAUAUGAGUGGAACGAGGUGAAGAACGUCAAAUCCAUUGUGCCCAUGAUUCAUGUGUCCUGGAAUGUGGCCCGCACGGUCAAAAUCAGCGACCCCGACUUGUUCAAGAUGAUCAAGUUCUGUCUCCUGCAAUCCAUGAAGCACUGCCAAGUGCAACGUGAGAGCCUGGUGCGGGCAGGGAAGAAGAUAGCAUACCAGGGCCGAGUCAAGGACGAGCCCGCCUACUACUGCAACGAGUGCGAUGUGGAGGUAUUCAAUAUCCUGUUCGUGACGAGUGAGAAUGGCAGCCGCAACACAUACCUGGUGCACUGCGAGGGCUGUGCGCGGCGUCGCAGCGCAGGCCUACAGGGCGUAGUGGUGCUGGAGCAGUACCGCACUGAGGAGCUGGCUCAGGCCUACGACGCCUUCACGCUGGCCCCCGCCAGCUCGUCGCGAUGAAGCCGGAUGCCCCGCUCGCCUGCCCGCCCCGCAGGGCGCUGUGGGGCCACCAGCACAUGCCUGGGCUGGACCUAGGUCCCGCCUUUGGCCGGGAAGGGGGUCGGGCCCAGCCCUUCCACCCUAUUGGCAGCUCCCCUCACUUAAUUUAUUAAGAAAAAAAUUUUUUUAAACAAAUAUGAGGAAAAAAGGAAAAAAAAAAAAAAUGGGAGACGGGGGAGGGGGCUGGCAGCCCCUCGUCCACCAGCGCCUCCCCUCACCGACUUUGGCCUUUCUAGCAACAGACACAAGGACCAGGCUCCGGCGGCGGCGGGGGUCACAUACGGGUUCCCUCACGCCUGCCAGUCGCCCGCCCGCCCGCCCGCUGAUGCACGCGGCUAGUGUAUGUACAUAAAUGUUAAGGCAGCCGAGGUUUUUAAUGAGAUUCUUUCUAUGGGCUUUACCCCUCCCCCAGAACCUUUUUUUUUUUUUUUUACUUCCAAUGCUAGCUGUGACCCCCGUACAUGUCUUUUUAUUCACUUGGUUAUGAUUUGUAUUUUUUUGUUCUUUUUUGUUUGUUUUUGGUUUUUAAUUUAUAACAGUCCCACUCACCUCUAUUUAUUCAUUUUUGGGAAAACCCGACCUCCCCCAUCCCCCAAGUCAUCCCACCUGCCCCUCCGGGGACUGCCCCCCCCCCCACCCCGGGCUGUCCCCGCACCCCAAUGUGUGUCCUCCGGGCUCAGCCCGUCGGUCUUCGCCAGCCCGUCCGUCCGCGGCUCCAGCCGGGCUCUCAUGGUGCUCAAACCCGCUCCCCUCCCCUACGUCCUGCACUUUCUUGGACCAGUCCCCCACUCCCAACCUGACCCCAACCCCGCCUGAGGGUGAGCGACUCCUGUACUGUAGGGGAAGAAGUGGGAACUGAAAUGGUAUUUUGUAAAAAAAAAAUAAUAAUAAAUAAAUAAAAAAAUUUAAAAGUUUUAAAGAAAGAACUAUGAGGAAAAGGAACCCCGUCCUCUCCAG
Sciurus carolinensis (gray squirrel) is the source of this 6469-nucleotide messenger RNA. It is a transcript of the gene Kdm6b, whose product is annotated as lysine demethylase 6B. Gene Ontology annotation, biological process: heart development; regulation of gene expression. The record is from RefSeq and is a predicted model, not a curated record. Gene Ontology annotation, cellular component: MLL3/4 complex. The transcript is spliced from 24 exons. Gene Ontology annotation, molecular function: chromatin DNA binding; histone H3K27me2/H3K27me3 demethylase activity; RNA polymerase II cis-regulatory region sequence-specific DNA binding. Bases 527 to 5473 code for a protein of 1648 amino acids. Lineage: Eukaryota; Metazoa; Chordata; Mammalia; Rodentia; Sciuridae.